AUGGACAAGAUUCAGGCGGAUUUGAGAAUCUCGGAGGAGAGGCAGAGCAGCCUCUGCAGAGCGUACGAGAGCUUGCAUGCCGAAGCGAACUCCGUCGUUCUGUUUUCUCUGCAGUGGAAGGAGCUCGAGGAGCACUUCGAGUCGACCCGUAGCGAGAUCCGGACCCGAUUACAAGAACUCGAGAACCGCGAGAAGGAGAUGGACGAUCUUGGGAAGCGGCUGGAGGCGUCAGAGUUGAGAUUCGACUCGGAGAUGGCAGCCAAAGCUUUGGAAUUGCGUGGAAUCGAGAAGUCGAUUGCGGAGAAAGUGAAGGAGUAUGAAUCAGGUAAGCUCCGCUUGAAAUCGGUUGAUUUGUCGAUCGAUGUUAAAAAGAGGCAAGUUUCGGAAGUUGAAAGCUUGGUUAGAGAGAAGGAGAGGGAGCGGGAUUCAAUUGAUAGAUGUAUCGAAGAGCGGAACAAGAUAUUGAAUUGGUUUGUGAAAAAUGCGGAAGAGAGGUCUGUGGAGAUUGAGGCUAAAGAGAAGGAAGUGGAAGAGGUCAGGACGGUGUUGAGCAAGUACGGAGAUGAUAUUGAGUUGAAGGAGAGGCGGUUAAAUUCGAUUAUGGAGUCGAUUGAGGAGCGGACUAAAGUGUAUGAUUUGAAAGAGGAGGAGAUUAGAAGGGCGGAAAGAUCGAUUGAAGAAUGUGACAAGAAGACGAAAUUGAGAAAGGAGAAACUCAGUUUGAUUGAGAUAUCGAUCAAAGGAUGUGAGGAAGAGAUGAAAUCGAAAAAGGAGAAACUUAGUUUGAUUCGGAAGUCAUUGGCUGAAUGCUCUAAUACACUGGAAUCCAGAGAGAAUGCAAUUAGGGAAUUGGAGUUGAAAGAGAGGGAUUUUUGUUUGCUCAAGAAACCAAUGGAGGAGUGGUCCUGUAAACUUGAAUAUAAAGAAAGGGAACUCUGCGGAUGGUUGGAGAAGCUUGAACUGAAAGAAAAAGGAUUUGAGCAGAAACUAGAGGAACUUCAUUUGAUUGAUAGGAGGGUUAAUGAUAUCUUCGAUGACGUUCAGUUGAAAGAAAAGCAUUUGGAUUCACUCCAACAAAUGAUACUUGAACAUGAAAAGCGUUUGGAUUCACUCUCCAAUGGACUUCAAGUUAAAGAAAGGAAACUUGAACUACAGGCCAGAACGCUUGAAUUUAGGCAGAGAAAGUUUGAUUCUAUUCGUAAAUCCGCUGAAGAACGUUCCAAGAAAAUGGCAUUGGAGAAGAAGACUAAUAUCCUUAAUUCUCAGGUGAAGAUUGAGCAAUUGGAACAUAAUCCUGCUAACAAUCCCUCUGUUCCUUUGCCCGCAAUUAUCCAAUCCAGCAUCAACAUGAGUAGUAAGGACUUGCAGUUGUUUCUGAACGAGCAUUUGAAGAGACAUGAUUUAUUGGGUACCGAAAUCUCAGGGAUUCUUCAAGCGUCAUCAGACCCCGCCAAAUUAGUUUUGGAUGCAAUGCAAGGGUUUUACCCUUCAAGUUUGGUUGUGGAAAAUAAGGAGUGUGAUUUUGACGUGAGCGUUAUUAGGAGGAGUUGUAUUCUUUUGUUACAGGAGUUAAAGAGAGUCUCACCGCAAAUUAAUCCUCCGGUGAGGGAAGAAGCAAGAAAGUUGGCAGGUGACUGGAAGGAUAAAAUGACGGUGGCAGUAGAAAAUGGGUUGGAGGUUCUGGGUUUUUUGCUGCUUAUUACUACAUUUGACUUGACCUCCACGUAUCCUGAGAGUGAGCUUCAAAGUCUUCUUCUUGUGGCUGGUCAGCAAGCACACGUUGCACAGGCUACUGGAUUGAGCCUUGGCAUCUCAGAUAAGGCACCCGAGUGCAGCAUAACCUCUGUCAAAAUUGUGGAACCUGAAUCUUCACUGGCCAAAAGUGAAGCAACUUUAUCUUCUCCAUAUUUUCAACCAAGUGCCACCAUUGAUGCAAGGACUUUGCAGGGGAUUUUAAUUGAGCAUAUGAAACAAAAUCAUUCAAUGCAAAAAGAAAUGUUGGCUGCUCUUCAAAUGUCAUCAGACCCAGCAAAACUUGUGUUGGAUGUGAUUCAAACAUCUUUUGCUCGAUACUGGAGUAGAGGAGAGGUUGCUUUAGAAGAAACUUUCAUGUUAAGCAUGAUCGACCUUCUGGAGGAGCUAAUGAGAGUCUCUCCGAAUGUUGGACCUCAUGUGAAAGAGGAUGCAAUAAAGCUAGCGUACACGUGGGAAGCAAAAAUGAAGGGCAACACUGAAAAUUCAUCGGAGAGUUUGGGAUAUUUGCAGUUUUUAGCUACAUACAGAUUGCUUUAUCGUUUAAAUGAAGAUGAGAUCAAAAAGAUUCUUGGGAUGAUUUAUCAGCAUAAGCAGGCCCUAAAAAUAUGCCAGACACUUGGUUUUGUCCCAGAAUUUGUUAAGAAGCUAAUUGAGAGGAAGCAACUUCUAGAGGCUGCUAGACUUAUUUGCACCUUCAAGAUAGCUGAAAAGUUCCCCCCGGUACGGCUUCUAAAAGAAUAUGUGGAGGGUGCAAGGAAGUCUUGCAGGAAAAUGUGGAGGAAAAAGAAAUCACUUGAUGAAAAGGAGGAGGUUGUAGACCAUUUAAUAGCUGAUCUAAGAGCUGUGACUCAAUGCUUCCAAGAUUACAACCUCGAGUCUGAUUACCCAUCCAAGGGCAUCGAUAUGCUGAUAGUUGAGCUGGAAAAAAUGAAGGAGAACUGGAGACGUUGUGAGCAAUCUCUCGUGUCCAAGGUCGAGCAAGAGGUGAAUGAACCGUCUCCUGCCUCCAACGUCGGACAAGAGGGGGAAAAGGAGGACCAGUCUCCUUGCCCCAAGGUUGGACAAGAGGAGCGAAAAGCUUCUCCUUCCUCCAGGGUCGGACAGAAAGAGAAGAAAUCCCCUCCUUCCUCCAAGGUCGGCGAGGAGGAGACGAAACCGUCUCCUGCCACCGAGGUCCGAAAAGAGGUGAAUAAAGUGAAGAAACUGGUGAAAAAGGUGAAGAAGCCCUCUCUUGCCUCCAAGGUUGGACCAGAUGAUAAAGCGGAGAAGAAACCGUCUCUGGCCUCCACGGUUGAACAAGAGGAGAAAACAGAGAAGAACCCAUCUCAUGCCUCCACGGUCGAACAAGAGGAGAAAACAGAGAACCCCCCUCUUGCAUCCGCGGUCGAACAAGAGAGCAAAACGGAGAAGAAACCAUCAGCCUCCAAGGUCGAGCAAGAGGAGAAAUCAGAGAAGAAAUCUCUUGCCUCCAACGUCCAACAAGAGGAGAAAAACGAGAAGAAACGCAGUGCCAGUGCUUCCGACUCCACAUUUCAACGGCAACAACGUCAAAGUAAACGUCCUCGGAUACAUGUACCAGCAGCUACACCGUACCGAAUGUCAACCGUCCCUCCUGCCUACAUGUACAUGUUCUGGCCCAACCCUCCUACAUAUGGCUAUUAUUAAACCUAGUACGAAGAACCAGCCAUGCAUGCUAACCUUGAAGAACCAAUUGUGCGUGCUGAUUUUGAUUUUUGCCACCCUCUUGUGGCUCAGUUGUUGAAAUCUUCACUUGGCUUUUUUGGAUCCAAGAGUUUUGGAAAUCUUUGACGUAG
Molecule: messenger RNA, 3569 nt
Organism: Pyrus x bretschneideri (Chinese white pear)
Lineage: Eukaryota; Viridiplantae; Streptophyta; Magnoliopsida; Rosales; Rosaceae
Product: putative leucine-rich repeat-containing protein DDB_G0290503
Exons: 5
Coding region: 1-3420 (1139 amino acids)
Source: RefSeq, a predicted model, not a curated record